Messenger RNA from Dioszegia hungarica, 1575 nucleotides. RefSeq names its product Sodium/hydrogen exchanger family-domain-containing protein. Gene Ontology annotation, molecular function: sodium:proton antiporter activity. Gene Ontology annotation, cellular component: plasma membrane. The coding region runs from base 1 to 1575 and encodes 524 amino acids. Lineage: Eukaryota; Fungi; Basidiomycota; Tremellomycetes; Tremellales; Bulleribasidiaceae. The record is from RefSeq and is a predicted model, not a curated record. The transcript is spliced from 8 exons. Gene Ontology annotation, biological process: intracellular potassium ion homeostasis; sodium ion export across plasma membrane; proton export across plasma membrane.
AUGGUGGCUAUUGACAUCAAUAAUGUCUCGCUGGCGCUCUCUGUAGUGGGCGGGUACGUCUGUAGUAUCGGCCUCGUCUCCUAUCUGCUGAAAGAGCGCCUCUUCGUGUCCGAAGCACUAUUGGCCACCAUCGCAGGUAUCAUAUUCGGACCGCUAUGUGCGAAUAUAUUCAACCCCCUCGACUGGGUUGGCGGGAGCGAAAAAGACCUGGAAAGCCUCACGCAUCAAAUCACUCGGAUCGUCAUUGCCAUCCAAGUGCUCUUUACAGGAAUCUCCCUGCCCAAGGCGUAUCUUCGGAAAGAAUGGCUCAGUCUUACAACGCUGUUGCUGCCGAUCAUGACGACAGCCUGGUUCGUCACCAGUCUGCUGGUGUGGGGCUUGAUACCUGGUCUAUCAUUCGUGGAAGCCCUGGUCAUUGGGAGUUGCGUUACCCCGACAGAUCCGGUAUUGGCAAACUCCAUUUGCAAGGGUCGAUUUGCAGAGGAACAUGUCCCCCUCAGCGUCCGGAACAUCAUCGUGGCGGAAGCAGGAGCGAACGAUGGCUUGGGCUUCCCGUUCUUGUUCAUCCCGCUUUACCUGAUUCUCAUCCACGAACCAACACACCGGUGGCAUACUGUCGGAGGAGCAGUUUUGGAAUGGUUUUACAACAUCGUUCUGUAUCAGAUCGUCCUCUCGUGUAUCCUCGGAACUAUCAUUGGCUAUAUCGCACGCAAGGCAUUGCGGUUUGCGGAAAGCAAAGAGCUCAUCGACCACGAGUCUUUCCUCGCCUUCGGCGUCGCCCUUACGUUCUUCACUCUCGGCAUCGUCGGAAUCAUUGGCUCGGAUGAUAUUCUUUGCUGCUUCGUCGUGGGCAACAGCUUCACUUGGGACGACUGGUUUCGAAAAGAGACGGAGGAUCACGCUUUCCAAGAUGUUAUUGACAACUUGAUCAACAGUGCAAUCUUCAUCUACGUGGGGGCCAUCCUACCCUGGAGUCACUUUGGGGAGUGGUACGGUAUAACCCCGUGGCGAUUGGUUAUCCUGGGUAUCCUGGUGAUGCUGGUCAGGCGACUUCCAUGGGUCAUGCUAUGGAGCAAAUUUAUUCCCGCUUUGCCAUCAUGGCGCGAAUCCCUCUUUGCCGGAUUCUUUGGACCCAUCGGUGUCGGCGCGGUGUUCUAUGUGCAAAUAGCUCUAGAAACCUUGCCCGACAACCCCGAGUCGACACAUCUGCGCGAAGUCAUCACUCCCGUCGUGUACUUCCUCGUUCUCACCUCGAUUAUCGUCCACGGAGUAACCAUCCCAAUCGGCAAAGCAGGAUCAAGGGCGCGUACUUUGACGUUCAGUCGAUCCAACACAAACAAUAACAACGAUGGUACUGAAGGAUCCGGAGCUAGUGAGAGCGGAGGAGGUAGACGAGGGAAUCUACACGACGUCUCGCGAUUGCCUCCCCCCAUCUCGGCGGGUAUGGGCCAACUGCCCAUUCGCGAGACAGACAGUGCGUCCUCGGUAACCCAAUCUCCAGCGCAAAUGGAAAUGCCUGAUUCGGCGGACCGGAUGAAAGGGGGAAGGGACGUCAGGUUCCAUGAUGAGAGCUAG